This is a messenger RNA of Eimeria necatrix, 752 nucleotides long. Its product is annotated as SAG family member. The annotation marks the transcript as partial. Lineage: Eukaryota; Apicomplexa; Conoidasida; Eucoccidiorida; Eimeriidae. The transcript has 4 exons. The record is from RefSeq and is a predicted model, not a curated record.
AUGUUACGUCUGAGCUUCAUCUUCCUGAGCGCCGCGCUGUUGUUAUUGUUCGACAACACCUCAGCUGGAGCUGGACAAAAUACUGUAACGUAUACUGCAAAGCUUGGUGACACUGUCCAAUGCCUCAGCGAAGUUAACGCUGCCCGUGAGGCAGCUGGAUUGGCGAACUUCAUUCAGGCAACAGUCGACGAAAAAAAAAUAUCUGACCCUGGAGAAAAUGAGCUUACCGAAAACAAAUGGAGGGACCUUUGUGAACAUUUGAUACCCAUGCCAUCCGAAACAUUUAGCGUCCAAGCGGUGGCAGAUCCCUUCAAAGAUGGAACGUAUGCUUUCAAGUCCCUUACUGCCGAGCAACCAAACUGCGCCGAAACUGUCGAUUACUGGAAGGCGGCCUACAAAAACUUCACGGGACUGCCGCCUCCAAAGGGUGAAGCUGGAACAUUGUACGACAAUCAAGACAACGUUUCCUUUGUAGCCUUGUACAACCCUUCUUCGAAUGCCACUGCAGACUGUCGAGUCGUUACUUGUACUCAAACGACGUCUUCUGCUGACCCUUCAUCUCGCGUCUCAAGCGACGGCAACGAUGGGAACACGAAAUUGGGCUACGCAAUGCUUUGCAAGACGACACCUACUGCUUUUGAAAAUGACAGUACUGCUCCAUUUACGCAAGAGCAAUGGGACAAGAUCAAAUCUUCUCUCACAGGACACGCGUCGAUAGCAGCUCCAAGCCUGGCUGCUCUUGCCAUUCUGCG